Messenger RNA from Echinostoma caproni, 2139 nucleotides. Lineage: Eukaryota; Metazoa; Platyhelminthes; Trematoda; Plagiorchiida; Echinostomatidae. The record is from the annotation of a GenBank genome assembly.
AUGGUGUUCGAGGACUGCUCCUUGAGUGGAUUGAGGAAUUUUUUCGACAGCAUACUGUAUCGGUUCGAGUUAGUGGUUCCUCUAUCGCGACCAAUUGAGGCUGUCCGUGGAGGUCCACAAGGAUCUGUACUCGGUCCGUACUUUUUCCCAGCAUUCAUAAACAAUCUACCAACUGUCCUUGGAGAAAACGCAUACUUAUACACUGAAGACGCCAAAAUAUGGAGGACGGUACAACAUCCUGAAGAUAAUGAAACCCCACAGGAAACUCUCGAGGCAGCUUAUCGAUGCUUUAUCACUGAUUACACCGAGUUCUUUGCGUCACAGGAGUCGCUUUCCAUAUGUACUUGGAGCUCAGCCAAUACCGCGUUCUUCAAACGAAAAGGAACUGGGAGUUAUCGUUCUUGGGAAUCUAGGAUGUUCCACACAUUGCGCAAGAGCAUCAUCAAAGACGAUGAAGCUCGUUGGAUUACUAAACGUGUUUUCGGAUCAGUGGAAGCAGACCUAUUACUUCGAUUGUUAUCAGCAUACAUUAGACCACGCACCGCGUACGUUAUGCAGGCUUGGAAUUCAUGGCUGAUUAAUUUUUCGGGCAGCAUACGUUUGUGGCCUUUCGAGAAAGUAAAUUACCCAUUUCGUUUGAUUAUCGACUCUGAUCCUGGCGGAUCAACGUCCCAAUCACAACCGCAAAAAGAGGAAACCGGAGGAUCUGCACCAACGUUGGCGGUUGGCAACAUGGGUAUUUCGGUUGAAGACUUCUCAUGGCUUCAACCUCUUUCCGAUUGUAUUCGCCUGAUUCGGUUUGAAAAUCCACCAACGCUACCGAGCUUGACAACAGAUCCGGUUUCUGUUGUGGCAAAUACGGAACCGGCGAUUUCCAUUCGAACAGAGAUCGAUCCGGAAUUGAAUUGUGCACGUUCAGGCGAGAUCGUUGCAGUUCAUUCUCAAACAGCGCUAGAUGCGACCAAACCCGAAACAAAUUCAUCGGACACUGGUCCAGCGAAGUCACUGUCCGAUGAGAACGUAAACACAGCUGCCGAAGUGGUCAGUAAUGACGCGCCAAAUCAGAGUUCUCCUUCGGAUGCUUCAACUAGGGAACAACUGUCGAAUGUAAUUGAACGUCCACAGAGCGCAUCCAGCAUGACAUUCAGUGAGAGCGGUUUGGAUCGAUCAAGGGGUUCCUUGAAGCUGGUUGGUGAUGCUGAUGAUCACGCUGCGCCGACUGUCACCGGCGAAACCCGGUCUCUAUCACGCCGCCUAACGUGUGUACAUGAACAGUUGGUACGGCUAGAUACUCCCUGUUCUGUCAUCUCCAAGACUUGGCUCGAUAUUAUCCAGCUUCGUUUAAAAAGAACCGAAAUUUGGUCUCGUGUGGAGUACCUGAUUUUCGGUCGCUUGCUGGAUCACGAAAGGGAUUCUCACUCAACGGAUUUGCCAGACAGGUUACCUUCGGCACGUUGCUCGUCUGUGAAUGACGAUUUUUUUCCUCAUCUACUCACUAUGCGUUUUGUUUCAUCUGCCAGUGUUUCCAAUCUGUCCGAUCAUGCUCCAUCGAAGUCACACACCGGUUCUGAACUGACCGUUACCGAUAAAAGAGAAACUAGCCGCGCAGAUCCUGAAUUGAAUCAGAUUCCAGCUGAUGAUAGCCGUGAUCAGCCGACAUUUUGUGGUUCCGCUGUUCAACAGAACUCGACCGAAUGCAUUCAAACGGUAACGGAAAAGAAUGAUACAAAAAAGCGUUCAAAAAAGAAGGAUGGACCGGUUCACAAUUAUCUGGAGUUAAAACUACGCUUAGUGGAUAUUCUUGCUCGACUCGGACGUCUGUUGUGCGAGCGACUUCUCUUGACACAGUUUAUCACCGGCCAGUUCAAUUCAUUCGACUACGGCCCCCCAGAAUGUCCAAAUCUCUCCGGGCUCUCCGUGGAACAAAAUACAUCUAGAUGGGAUUUGACUCGGUGGCUCUUACAUGAUGCAUUAAUUCGAUCGGCGAACUCAGACUCAAUGNGACUCAAUGCCAUCUACACUAACAGAAUCGUACUCUGUCGUCGUGGACCAAGAAACGCGCACUUGCUUGCGUCAAAUUCACACCCGAUUGUUGCAACUGACCACAACGACAGCGAUCAGCUCGAACGCGGUCGGUGA